AAAAAUUACUAUGAAAUACAAAUUGCUUAAACGAAUUUUAAUUCAUUUGAACUUAAAGCCUUAUUAAGUUGAUGGCAAAAUAUUGAUAUACUCGUAUACACAAAUCAAUGGGAGACCUUUAAAUUAGACUUUCAAAGUUAUACUCAUCCUGUAUAAGGAGAAUACAUACGAAAUGUAUACGAAAAUAUUAAUCUGUCGCUAUAUUUAAUUCGCCAUUGUUAUUGUACUUGAAAUUAAUAGUUUAUAUUUUGUUAAUACUCGAAUGAAAAUUGAUCAGUCGUGUUAAGUCGAAAGAGCCUUUAAGUAUUAAUUUUACGGAAAUACAACGGAUUUAAAAAGCAUAUUUCGUGACACUGCAGUGAACGUUAAACACUUUGAAAACAAAAAUGCCUUCAGGAGAGAAAAAUGGCGAAACACUUGUUAAAACCACAGCGACUGUACCAAAAUCGAUUGGCAACGACAGUGUACAAGUAAAUGUGAAAGUGGAUAACAGUAAUAAAAAUAUAAAAGCUAAAUAUGUAAUUAAAAGUAGCGGUACAGUGCUAUUACCUAAUCACGAUAUACCGGUGCCAACGAAAUUCAAUUCUACGGAAAAUGUGCUCGAUCCCUUCUGUGAUCCUGAGAAGCCACAGAAAAUAUCCUUUCACGAUGUAACAUCGGCGGCUUUUCUCAUUAAGGAUGGCGUUGCCAAAACACCAUGUCCGCGCUCCACCUCAUCAGACUCUUAUGGCAUGGAUUUGUAUUUAAAAAAGGACUUUCUGCAAGUAACUGGCAGUUUCAAAGAACGUGGUGCUCGGUAUGCUCUUCUCUGCCUUUCCGAACAACAAAAGAAGGCUGGUGUCAUUUCCGCCUCGCUGGGAAAUCAUGCGCAGGCCCUUAGUUAUCAUGGCUGGAAACUAAACAUACCCGUCACAGUUGUAAUGCCCAAAGCUGCGCCCAUAAUGAAGAUACAGAAAUGUCGCAAUUAUAAGGCGAACGUAAUUGUGAAUGGCAAAGAUAUGGGCGAAGCCAAGGUCAUAGCCAUGAAAAUGGCACAAGAUAAGGAACUGCUCUACAUCAAUGGUUACGAUCAUCCACAAAUUAUGGCUGGUCAGGGCACAAUCGGUUUAGAGAUAUUGGAUCAGGUGCCCAAUCCAGAUGCUGUGAUUAUACCUGUUGGUGGUGGUGGACUUAUUGCCGGCAUUGCAACAGCGAUUAAGGCCUUAUCGCCGAACACCACAGUUAUUGGCGUUGAGUCUGAGAAGUGUGCCAGCUUUUCGCAAGCCAUGGAAAAUAACGGGCCCAUACACACAGCAAUCAACAAUACGCUUGCUGAUGGCUUGGCAGUGCCCAAAGUUGGUUAUAACGCUUAUGUAACUGCACUUCCGCUCAUCGAUAAGAUGGUGGUGGUGAAGGAGGAAUGGAUUGCAUUGGCCAUCUUACGUUUGGUGGAGGAGGAGAAAUGUGUAGUGGAAGGCGCUGGCGCAUCGGGCUUGGCAGCUAUACUGGCUGGACAGUUAAAUGAAUUGAAGGGCAAAAAAGUUGUAAUUCUCCUGUGUGGUGGCAAUAUAGAUACCACUGUAUUCGGACGCUGUUUGGAGCGUGGUCUAGCCGCCGAAGGUCGUUUAGUGAAGUUUCAAGCUGAAGUUAGUGAUCGGCCUGGUGGUAUACAUGAACUCUGCAAACUUCUUUCCGAUUUAGGUGUCUCCAUCAAGGAUAUAAUGCACGAGCGCGCUUGGCUCAGAGAUAUAUACACAGUGUCGGUUAAAGUUGUCUGUGAGACUCGUGACUGGUCUCAUAGCAUGGAAUUGAAAAAUGAAUUGAAGAAGCAUUACACAAAUGUCGAGUUUAGUGAGGAGCCCAUGGCCAUACUUAACAACGUAGCUUCCUAAUGAGUUUAAUUUAAGUAUACACUUAUUUAAAUAAUUUGUUUACUAUUUAUAAAUAUGUAAAAAGGAGGGAAAUACGAAAGUUCUUAAAUUUAAUUUUGGACCAAAUAUAUUGAUUGAUUAUUAUUGUUAAUAUGUUAUGUAUAAAAAUAUCGUCAAAAUAAGCUCUUUAAAUAUACAUAUUAUAAAAUAUACAUAUAUAUAUAUAUUUUUAUUUAAAAAGGUGCAUAUAGAGCACAUAUGUAAGCAAAAAGAACUACGAGUAGGUAAUUUUUAAAAUUUCAGAACGAUUCUUAUUUGAUUUAAAAUAGUAAUACAAUAAAUAGUACAUAACAG
This is a messenger RNA of Bactrocera oleae (olive fruit fly), 2204 nucleotides long. RefSeq names its product L-threonine ammonia-lyase. Gene Ontology annotation, molecular function: threonine deaminase activity; L-serine ammonia-lyase activity. Gene Ontology annotation, biological process: L-threonine catabolic process; L-serine catabolic process. NCBI's taxonomy places the organism in Eukaryota, Metazoa, Arthropoda, Insecta, Diptera, Tephritidae. The record is from RefSeq and is a predicted model, not a curated record.